Molecule: messenger RNA, 3270 nt
Organism: Lampris incognitus (smalleye Pacific opah)
Lineage: Eukaryota; Metazoa; Chordata; Actinopteri; Lampriformes; Lampridae
Gene: znf366
Product: zinc finger protein 366
Exons: 7
Coding region: 135-2621 (828 amino acids)
Source: RefSeq, a predicted model, not a curated record
UUCAUUGUCAGAAGAGGUGCACAGCGAACGGAGCACAGGGAGAGAAGGCAGAGGCAGGUACACCAACAGUUGCAGCGCCCUGGCCAGUACAGCGUCAAAGCAUCACACACUCUGCUACACUGAGCUGGAAGCGGAUGGAGACAGACACGAGUUUCACACCAGCGAGGAGUUCUCCUCUCAGCCAUGAGUUAAAGCCUUCACCUCAGCACGGCCUUUACCUGAAUCCAUCUCCACUCUAUCAUAAGCCCUCAAAACUCUCCCCUCCCGGAUACCUGACGUUAUCACCCUCCAGAGAACGCUACAGUGCCUUCAGGCCUGCUGUACUCUUCCCCGCAUGUGGCCCCAAUGGCGAGCGUUACACCCCAAGGGAAGGAUCCCAAAAACGCAAAAGAACUCCAAUCAAAAUGGAUGCCGAAGGAAAUGAAUCUCCUGACAGGGGAGCGGAAGAGGUGGAGGAUGGCAGCAGUCAACGGACGGUGGAACUCUCCCAUCUUCCCUUCUCUGCCCAUCUUCGCUCCGUUCCCUCCCCAUCCCUGAAGCCCGUACCCGGUAUGAUAGAGCUCAACCGGCUGCGGCUGCAUCACAGAGCCUUGUCCAGGCAUGACCCUCCAGGUAUGAACCUGCCAGUGCAGGUGAAACAGGAGCCUCUCAGUCCUUCAAAUUUAUGGCCCCCAUCCCCUCUCCUCCUCCACCCUCCACACCCAUACUUUCCCCCCAUUCACCCCGGCCUGCUACCGUACCCCUUUUUCAUGCCCGGGCCUGUCAUGCACCUGCCUCCUAGAGCUUUCUAUCCCAGGCAAGCCCUCCAACCCGGCCGUCGCGGACCUGAAGGGGUACCCCGAGGUGGGGUGUCCAGCGCUGAGAAGCUGGGCGUCAGCGUCCACGUAGAUGACAGCUACUAUGUCGAUGUUGGGGGCGACCAGAAGCGGUGGAAGUGCCGCAUGUGUGAGAAGUCCUACACCUCCAAGUACAACCUGGUUACACACAUCCUGGGCCACAGUGGCAUCAAGCCGCAUGGAUGCCACCUGUGUGGGAAGUUGUUCAAGCAGCUGAGCCACCUGCACACACACCUGCUCACCCACCAGGGCAUGCGCCCCCACAAGUGCCAGGUGUGCCACAAAGCUUUCACCCAGACCAGCCACCUGAAGAGACAUAUGAUGCAGCAUAGUGACGUGAAGCCGUACAGCUGUAGUGUGUGUGGACGGGGCUUUGCUUACCCCAGUGAGCUCCGCGCCCAUGAACUGAAGCACGAGAAAGGCCAGGAGAACGUGUGCGUGGAGUGUGGCCUUGAUUUCCCAACCCUGGCUCAGCUGAAGAGACACCUGACCACCCAUCGAGGUCCCACCCUGUACAGGUGCGGGGAAUGCCAGAAAACCUUCCAGUACCCUAGUCAGCUGCAGAACCACAUGAUGAAACAUAAAGACAUCCGACCAUACAUCUGCAGUGAGUGUGGGAUGGAGUUCAUCCAGUCACACCAUCUGAAACAGCACACACUCACCCAUAAGGGGGUGAAGGAGCAUAAGUGUCGAAUCUGCGGUCGUGAGUUCACGCUGCUGGCUAACAUGAAGCGCCAUGUGCUGAUCCACACCAACAUCAGAGCCUACCAGUGCCACAUGUGCUUCAAAAGCUUCGUCCAAAAACAGACUCUCAAAGCCCACAUGAUAGUCCACUCCGACAUCAAACCCUAUAAAUGCAAGCUUUGCGGGAAGGAGUUCAACAGGAUGCACAACCUCAUGGGCCACAUGCAUCUCCAUUCGGACAGCAAACCCUUCAAAUGCCUCUACUGCCCCAGCAAGUUCACCCUGAAGGGCAACCUCACCAGACACAUGAAAGUCAAACAUGGCGUCAUGGACAGAGGGCUGGAUGAGAGAUUGUUUCGGAGAAGGGGCCGCCUUUGUCUGUCCACCCCUUUGGGUCUCCUGACCCACUUAAGCCAAGAGGAGCCCUUUGACCUUUCCCAGAAGGCGCAGGGUCUGCCCAGCCUCCGUCUCUCGCAGUCAGACGGCGAGAGCGUCCCAGGGAGCUCAUGUCAGGAGGAGGAUGAGGAGAGUCUCUACAGGAGGAGCCCGUACAGCCCGGAGGUGUACCAGAAUGAACCGGCAGGUGAGCAGCGGUUCAUUCCAGAAACGGAGGAAGAGAAGCAUAGAGAGGAAGAGAUGCAGAAACAGGCGUACCAGCAUGAGAUGAGCGAACACACACACCAACCAGACGACCAGGUGUAUGAGUCUGAAUGUGGACCGAGUGGACGUUACACAGAUUCCACCUCCAACCGGGUGUGUCUCUCGGAGCUGGGGAAUGAACCGGAGCAGGUCUAUGAGUCUGAUUCAGAGACAGGUGACCAGAUGCACCACCGAGAGGAAGAUGAGAGAUGGUUAUACACAAAUGACUCUGACUCUAACUCAGAACCUGAAGACCAGAUUUAUCUCAGAGGACAGGACGAAGCGGUGCAAAGCGGACCAGAGAGAGAGGGGAAACCUUAUUCAGCAAUGAAUACAAAUCAAAGACAAACAGAAGGGGGAGCGAGCGAGUCAGAGGCAGGUGAGAGGGUGUGCCACAUACUCCCAGGUGAAGUCAUGGAAGCUACAAAAACCGAGGAUGGAGAAGAAAGUGAAGAAGAAUGAAGAGACGAAAAAGAAUAUGCAGGGAAUGGGGACAGCUAAAAAAAAAAAGGUAAAAAGGGGGGAGGAAUUUAAGAGGACACUCCCGUGAUGAGGGAUGAAAGUGUUGUGUUUUUUGUUGUUUUUUCCCAUAAGGAAAAUAUUUCUGGUGGAUGAGAUGUUUGAAGAGAACAAAGGUGAGACGUGUGCAGCCCAUAAUGGAGGAGAGAAACAGUGAAGUGAUUCAAAGAACAAGCUGUGAAGCUCAUUGUAGAUAUCAGGCAUUGAUAGGCCACCGGUGACUGAAAAGUGUAUGUAAGUUUGGUUUUAGGAGGGAAAAUGUGUUAUUCAGGUAACAAUAAUAUAGCAUGAAAGCGUUCUUCGUGAUUUUUUUGGACAAUAUUCUCCGAUCUGAUUAUUGUUGUUUGUUUAAAAUGUUUAUUUUCAUGCCUAAUUUGGCGUUUUUUCCUCUCUUUUGGAUUAAAUCAAUUGUAUGACAUCAACUUUAAAGCCAUUUGCUAUUGCUGAUUUCUUAAUGCUAAUAAUAUGUACAUUGUCAUGGUUUUGAUUUGAGGGAGUUUUUAAUAACAUAAAAUAUUUCGUUUUUGGGAGUAAUACCUUUGGUUAGACUUGUAAAACGUUGAACUACUGACUUCUAGGGAUUAAUCUUAAU